Messenger RNA from Brettanomyces nanus, 7368 nucleotides. RefSeq lists its product as uncharacterized. The transcript has 4 exons. Lineage: Eukaryota; Fungi; Ascomycota; Pichiomycetes; Pichiales; Pichiaceae. Gene Ontology annotation, cellular component: plasma membrane; cytoplasm. Gene Ontology annotation, biological process: small GTPase-mediated signal transduction. Gene Ontology annotation, molecular function: small GTPase binding; guanyl-nucleotide exchange factor activity. Bases 1 to 7368 code for a protein of 2455 amino acids. The record is from RefSeq and is a predicted model, not a curated record.
AUGACCGCCUGGCAUCCGCUACCUUCGUUGGUCUAUGCCAAAGUCGUUAGACCGUUUCUUCCUCUAAAUGGCGGCGAUGAUUCCUCCGAAGUGACAAGACGUCGUCUGGCAAAGUGUGUCCGAAACGUUUAUCCUGGAGACCAUGUGUAUUUAUUUGAGGCGGCGGGGCUUGAUGCCGCGGGCCUCGACGAGUUGGCCGCAAAACCCACCUCCUCCGAAACCUCCGCCAAAGCCUCAACCACCGACACCUUCGGUCGCGGCUAUGUCAUCUCUCAACCAGUUCCAUCCGACUUCUCCUCCGCAGUCUCUGAUCUCUCCAGAUUACCCGAAAACAGAAUCUCUGUCUCAAUCGUUCCUUUCAGUUGUCUAAAAGUAGAAGAGUUGGAGCGGCCCGACUCUCCCAAGACCGCAGACAUGACCGCCAGCGCUUCUAUAUCGUCCAAUUCUCUCUCCGCCGACGACACCAGAAAUUUGAUAGUGGAUGAUACCGCCGAUCUUGACUCGAUGAGUUCGUUCAGUUCCGCGGAGAGUGCGAAACCAGCGCGGCCCGCCGUUCCUUUUGGAGCCAUCGCCGCGGGGACUGCAGGUGUCUCCGCGAAUCCAUUUGCCGACACCGCCGACACCACCGACACCGCCGACCUCAUUGGCGAGAUCACACUUCAAAUGAAGAACCUCUCCACCGUCAUGUUCGCUCUUUAUGCCCGCAAUGACUUUGACUUCUUUACCAAACUUGUCGACAUUUUCGAUGAGUUAGACGACCUCCGCGUCAACCUGACUCAUGGUUUACUUACCCGCUUUGAAGAGGGCCUAGCCCGAAAGAACCUCAUAUUAUUAUUCAACCGAAUCGCCAAGCUUAUGGCGUCAAGCGGCGGUAAAAUCAACCGCGGCGAUCGAAAAACGAGUGCACGGUCGGGCGACUCGUCGGGAAAUGCUUCAAUCUUGAGUCGUGAUGAGAAGACCGCCGAGUUGUUUGAUCAAAGCGCGACGGGUUCCCCCGCCGGUACCUCCGCCGCCAAUGAAAACCCCGCCAGAACCCCCGCUGGUACCCCCGCCAGUACCCCGGCAAAGAUCGCCCAGAAUCAACUCCUCGGCGCCCUCUCCCCCAACUACCCGCUUCUUAGCCACGCGAUCUCGUUCGUCCCCGAAAGGAACCGCAAGUUUUCCGCCAUCCCCGCCUCCAACAUCCUCAUCGAUUUUAAAGAAGUCUCGGGCUCCUCCGCCGUGGUCCCGAAAGGCUAUGACGGGAUGACCGCCUUGAUGUAUUUGCGGACCGCCAAGCGGCGGCUAACCCAGGCAUUCUCCAUCACCAUCAAUCCCGACCAGGAGGUGUUUUUAGACAACUUAAGCGCUGCCUUGUUCACAAACCUUCCUGCCUCCGAAUUGGUGUCGGGGAAGAUCUACUUAGUGGCUAUUCUGACAGAGCGCAUCCGCUUGGCCGCCAACAAAAAAAAAGACCCCGCCGCUCUAAAGUCGAUUCGGAAGGGAAUUUGCGCCGGUGUCGCCGACAUCUCUCGUGUUUUCUCCCGCAAAAAGGGCCACUUGGCGUCGGGAGAAGCGCACCGCUUUGUCAUUAAGCUCUUCAGCUCGUACAUGAUCGGCGGAAAAGGUCAGCCGCAGGACAUCUCCGCGCUUUAUCCAGGAAUCAACCAGAAAAUGGCAAUGUCUAUGGCAAUGGCCAACUCCGGUUGGGGAGAAUUGGUUGAUCGGAUUAUCAGCGGCUCCGACAAGGGUGUGGCGGUCAAUCCGCGGGCAGAGACGUUGAUCUUGUCGAUCAAGGAACUCAAGGAAGAGACGGUGGCUCAGGCCGACGCCGACACUGAUGCCGCCAGCGAUGACGCAAGUGAUGCCGACGCCGAUUCGGGAUUCUCCACUUUGUCAUCUCCGACAGCUCCACGGUUUGGCGCCGACGUUUCCGACGGUGCCAAUGCUGCUAUUCUUUGCCGCCUAUUCAACCGCUACCGCGACCACUGCCGCCAGGCGGGACUUCUCAAGCCAAAGCGCGCCUACACGCAGCUCUUCCCGAAUAGUUAUCCGUUUACCGAAUACACCAUGGACUCCAUCGUCAGCGACGAGUCGUUCGCCGAAGUCCUUGUCGAGUUUUCGGUUCUGAUCGCCUUCUCCGCCGAGAUCGCCCGCAGUUGUCGGGCCGACGUGCGGAAAUACUUGGCGGCGCCCGACACUUACGAGGCCGCUAUGGCCAAUUAUGCUCCGCUCAACGAGUUCUUGGGCCCACCAGGAAUUGCCUUGAACUCCGCUGAAGAGUUGCGGAGCUUCGUUGAGGCUCUUAGGGCCCAGGUCACUGCCGAACACUACCCAGGAACACGGUGGUUGUCACUACAGGCGAUGAUGGUUUACGCCGUGGAACAGAGUUUGGAGUUGGUGGAGCCGAUGAUGGAGGCCGCAGCCAAUGGUGACUCCGCCGAUGGAGAUUCCGCCGACGGGGACUCUGCCGACUUUGAUGGAGGCUCUUCCGCCGCGAGCGCCGCCGUCUCAGUCUCAGCCUCCGCCUCCGCAGACCUUCUAUCAGGCCUAAACCUCCGCAUCUCGGUCUCCGCCAUUACCUCCGCCGCACAGUUUAUAAGCACGCUUCUUGUCACCGCGACUUCGCAGCCCGCCUCCUUGGAGCACCUCGCCGCCAUUCCCCGAAAAGGAUGUUUCAAACUUACAGGAGACUUGCGGACUCCCGCCGCUGACUUGGUGGCCAAGCUAUGGGACUCGCUUGGUGAUCCCGCCUCUCCCGAAGAUUUUCAGCGGUUCCAAAUCAACCGCUUUGCAGGUCGACAGAGAGAUAUCGUCGGUUACAGUGGCUCCUCGCUGUUGGCGGAUCUCUUCCUUUUCUGUAUGCAGCGGAAUGCGCGGUGCAGAGACGUCGGAGCGGCGGUGUUCUGGUCGAUCAUCGCGGGGGAAAUCGCGGAGUCGGACUCGCUCUUCGCUCUCGAACAGCAGUGUAUUUCCGCGCUCUACGACGUGUUUGAAAAGCGGGCCGCCAAUAAGUACAGACCUGAGGCGGCCGAAAUCAAAGCAUUUGUUACCGAAUUACGGCGGGCCGCCAACAAGCUGGACGUGGAAGACGUUUCGGAGUCGACGGUGUCGGAGUUCACAGAAACUAUCGCCUCUUAUUUGGACACCCUUGCCGGACUACAAUCCAUCCCCGACGGCGCAGAGUUUGAUGAUGACCGAACCUUCUACAAGCUCAAGAUUUCCGGCUACUUGCUGGACGUUGAUCGGCCUGAACUCUUCCAAUCAUUCGUCGCCGACAUGUACGAGUCCAACCUGGGCAAGGAGAACUAUACCCAGGCGGCGUUGUCGCUCCAGUUGUUGGCCGACACCUAUGAUUGGGAUACCGCCGCCUACUUACCGCCAAGCGACAAUCCUCCGUUUCCCCGCCAAACAAUGUUCCGCCGAAAAGCGGAGCUCUACAGAAUCAUCUCCGCCCAGUUCGCCCGCGGAAACCGUCUGGAACAGGCGGUGGCGGUCUACAAGGAUUUGGUAUCCGCCUAUGAGCGCUACAACUACGAUUUACAGGGACUCAGCUACAGCCACGGAGAACUCUCUCAUCUCUAUGCCGCCAUGCAGACCACCGACUCCUUGGACCCCACAUUCUUCAAGAUCUCCUUUAUCGGCUUUGGAUUUCCCGAGUCGAUCCGCGGUAAGCAGUUUAUCUAUGAGGGCCUUCCCUACGAGCAUAUCACAUCUAUCAAUCACCGCUUGAUUCGCUUGUAUCCGGGAUCGCGGAUCAUCAGCAACGAUGAAGAGGCCGCCAAGUUGCUGGGUGAUACUCCUUUCGGAAGGUACCUUCAUGUCAAGACGGUGCAGAAGAAGCGAGCCGCUGCCCUAGGAGGCUCUGCCGCCGCAAUUGCUGCCGCGGUUACCACCAAUGGGGCUGCCACCGUUGCCGCCACGACCGGCGCAAGAACCACCGCGACCGCGACCGCCGGCGCUGCCGCCACCUCCCGCCUAGAUGCGUUCGUGGUGGUCCGCCGUCUCCCAGGAAGCAGCUCUGCCACAACUCUAUGGACAGAAGAGGCUACCUACGUCACCUACAUGACCUUCCCGACUCUCAUGAAUCGGUCGGAGAUCCAGCGGACCGCGGUGGUCAAACUCUCGCCCGUGAAAAAUGCCAUCCGGCAGCUCCUCAAGCAGCACGACGAAUUGGUCGGCCUUGAGGCUCUCAUCCAUCAAAACCUCCGCGACAACGUAUCGUUGCCAUCGAUCGCAUCCAGCGCAUUGUUCGGCAACCUAUCCAGAGUCCUUGCGGGAACCGUUGACUCACCCGUCAACGGCGGCAUGGGCCAGUACCGCGUCUUCUCAGACAAAUCGUGCGAGGUCGAAAUGGCCGCCGCCAACGAUGAGCCUCUUCCCGAAUAUCAAACCGAUUCGCGGGAUCUCAAGCAAUGCUUGAACGGUCUGGUCGGCCUUUUAUGCCGCCUUUUGAAAUUGCAUGGUCUCAUAGUGCCCGAAGGCCUUCUUUCUCAGCAUCAGGCAAUGCUAGAGUUGUUCGGAGACAACUUCCGCUCGGAAAUCAAGGAGCUGCGCCUAGAUAUGACCACUCCGCUCGACUACGAUAUCUUGAUGCAAUCCUUAACCAGCACCGCGUUCAAUUCUGCCAAAAAGUACUCCACUGCCAAGACUAAUAUCCUUCGCUUGUUUUCCAUCACUCUUCUUUCAGCCAAGCACGUGACCUUGUCUAUCAAUGCUUUUGCCGGAAAAGUCUUUGCAUACGCCUUUUUUCGUCUUCCUGACAUUUCGCAUGGUCUUACAUUUCUCCUAAACACAAAAAUAAGUCAUUAUCGUUUGAUCUAUGAUAUCUGUGCCAAUAAUAAACUCCCUAUCAAAACUUCUCAAUCACGUGAUUCGAUUGAACACGAUUCGAAGGCACAUGACCAAGCCACACGUGAUACAAACUCUUACUUUGCUGCUCUAGAUCAACUGAUACCGAUUUUCCCCCCAUAUCUUCAGGAGUUAAUGACCAACGAACCUCGAAAGACUCGUUUUAAGAUUGAGAAAGACUUUCUCAACUCUAUUAAUCCUCCUCAACAGAAGAUCAAGGGUAUUAAUGAGACCCGUGGUCCCUGGUGUCGUCGUUGGGCUUCUUUGGACAAUAUAGAUCUUUUCUGCUCUUUUAUGAGACACUAUUUAAUCGCCGUGGCUCAGUAUUUGGCUGACAAAAACCCUUCUUUUGAUAUCUCUGAGAAUCAAGUCUUCGCAUUACCCGGCUUUAUGUGUCUUCUGACCCAUAUUUACGAAAUUGCCAACUUCCAGAUUCAUCAGAAAUUAAUACAAAAGAAGCAGGAACGACAACAAAGCUUGGCUAAUGCCAAUGCCACAAUCCCGGGAGGAAUCGCUUCCGCCGGCACUUCACCAAAUGCCUCAGCCACAAAUACACCGCCACAGACACCUCAGCCACAAACACUUCAGCCACACAUACCUCCAGGAACCGGUUAUACAGCCACUGACAAACUUUCCCGGAUGCUUAGGGACUUUCUAGUGAAUCCACGGGGACCAGCAGAGCCACUGCUUAUUCGAGGAGUCAUUAAAUCAUUCGAGAAUGUUCUCAAGCUUUUGGUGUGCCAAACUCGCAUAUUGGAGACGUUCAUGGUGGACCAAGUAUUUUCUCUAUUUAUCGACCUCGUGAAGAAUGUUCAAGACCAUGAUUCAUGCAUUGACUGGCAAUUCUGGAUUGAUGUAUGGAUGAAGUUACUUCAUUCCCGUAGUAUUGCUUUGGAACUUCGAGCAUUGUCCAUUUUAUACCAGUGUUGGGAUUCGAUACCAGAGGUCACGUGUGACAACACACAUGAUAUUAUAUCACGUGAUCACGUCUAUUUGAAAUCAUCUCUUGGGCUGGAACUAGUUUCUGGGGAACUAUUUUCGAGGUUUUUUGGGCACUAUCUUUCUCUUGUUCGAUGCUAUUACAUUAGAUUUGUGGUGUGGAAGGUGCUUGGUGUUGAUUCUCUUGAUAUAUCGACAAAGACGUUAUUUAACCGUAGUAAGCUAGUUGAGAUGAUGAAUAAUGAGCUUGAGAGGACAUACCAACUCACCAAGGAAGUCCAUUUUAAACCUACAGAUCCACUUGCAACCAAAAGGAUGGUCAUUAAGGCUACAGAGGCUACAAGUAAUGGCAAAAAGGAGAUUGUACGGAUGUUACCGUAUGAAAUCCUUGAUGAUGCUGCUUAUUCGUGUGCCAAUUUGGCUCUACAGGAUGUUGAGAGCGAGAGCAGUGAGAGCAUUGAGAACGCCGGAAAUAUCGACGAGUCAACAGUGUCUCUUCCAGAAUCAUCCAGGUCGAGUCUGGCGUCGAUUGGCACUCUUAAGAACUCCUCAAAGACAUCCCAGUUGACACCAGCAUGCUCCCAGUCCAAACUGUCAUUGAGACUUGCUCCUAGCUGGAUGAGUAAGCUUUUUGGGCACAAGAAGAAGGAGGGAUUAGUAGAAAAGAGGCGUUCUGAAGUGCCUAGAAAGCCUACUGUGCCACGCCACACAGGGCCACGAAUUCCUCGGUCGACGUCAACUCCUCUUCUUCAUAGAAUUGCCGAGGAUGACUUUGAGACUCUCUUACAUUCGCCUCCUCGGAUAUCGAGCUCUGCAAGCUCUUCCCCUUCAACCUCUACCAAGUCAUCUUCACCUUCUUUACUGUCAUCGAUGAACUCCACAUCGUCGUCACAGUCAUCCCUGUCUUCUCUAGAUUACUUGGACCAAUUUACUUCUUCUAGGAAGUUCAUUAUGUCUGUUCAACGUCUUCAGAACGAUAAGAAGACACACAGCCUCAAGUUUGUUCCACCAGAGUUCAAUUUCGAGUCAACAGAAGUGUCAAAAGCUCCUUAUCGGUUCCAAUUGGUGACCAAUGAUGCCAAAUUAAUAGCCAAGUUUCAGUCGUUGCACGAUUUGAACACUUUACAUUGUAGACCUUUCCUUAAGGACUCAACCUUUGUAUGCAACAGUCAUCCAAGGUUACCCAAAGUGAAUGUAGGCUCGGAAAUGGACUUAGAAAUCGACUCUGUCGACAUUAAUCUCGAUGUUGACGUGGAUAUUGACAUCGACGUAAGAGCAGACAAUCUUCCUCAUUUACAGACAGCAAUUAAAUUUGGUGGUUCUGACAAUCGAGCUGCUACUCCAGAUUCUGCCAUCUAUUUCUCCGCUAGAAGUAGCCCCAACAUGGCUGAAACAAGCAGAACAGACCUCGUCGACUCUGAUACUGUCCUUCAUUCAUCCUCCCAAUUCGCCAAUGCAAUUUACGAGUUCAACUUCUGCGUUUCCGAGUUUGAGAGAUUCAUAUAUAAUCGUUUGGCUGAGUCACAUUAUGAAGAUAUGGUUGAUAAGUUGAAAGAAGAGAUUCCUAAUUUAUCGGUGGAAGAUAUUGAUGGGUAUUAG